UAUGUAAUGCAAAUCACGCUACACAUAAAAAUAGUUUUGGCGGGUUAUAGAAGGCUCUAUACAUGAAAUGAAUACAUCUAAUCAUCAUCCUCUCUCUGUCGCGUAGUUGAAGGAGCUCUCCUCUGAUUGCCCUUAAAUAUCUCUCUCUCUCUCGUCUUCUUCUACUUUCUCCUCCUAUUAUUUUUUUUUUCUUUCUUUCUUUCAUUGCCUUUUGUUACGGACCAUGAACACUUCAUCAUCGUUCAAGGUCUUUGCUUCUCCUCCUUUGAUAUUUUCCUCCAGACCACCAAAAAAUGCUUCCCAGAACCCAAGAUUCUCUUCCAAAGUCCCAAGAUCCUGUCCUAAAACCAUUAGAUGCAUGCGCGAUUCUCUUAAUCUCCGUUCGAGUCCGAACGCACCAAGCGCUCUUUCUUUCGCAACGGUUGAAGCUCCCUUGGGGACAAAAACCUCGGACAAGCUUCGCAUCCUCGUAUCAGAGUUCCGGUCCUUAACCGAACCGAUCGACCGAGUGAAACGUCUCUUGAACUACGCGGCGGAUCUAGCCCCACUAGAUGACACGGCUCGCGUCUCGGCUAACCGAGUUCCGGGUUGUACGACUCAGGUUUGGUUAGAUAUAAAGAUGGAUGAGUUUGGGAGGAUGAGGUUUAAAGCAGACAGUGAUUCGGAGAUCUCGAAAGGGUUUUGUUCUUGUCUGAUCUGGAUCCUCGAUGGUGCCAAACCAGAGGAAGUGAUGGGCGUGAGAAGCGAGGACUUGUCGGAGAUGAACGUCGGGGUUCACGGAAAGGAACAGUCAAGGGUCAACACGUGGCAAAACGUGUUGAUGACUAUGCAGAAACGGACCAUGACUCUAGUUGCUGCUGACGUGGCGCACCGAGGAGGAGAGAGACCACCGCAUCAUCAUAAGCAUGAUCUCUUAUUUAAAUACGUUAAUGGAAGUUACAUGGAAUCGUCAACGGUUCAUGAUUACUCCAUUUCGUUGCUCCCCUUGUACUAUGAUUUCACCAUAUGAAUGUGUAUGGUGUUCAUUUGAAUUUUGUAAAAGCCCUAUGGAAACAUAAAUCAAAGUUUGUGUUCUGUCUAUC
This is a messenger RNA of Camelina sativa (false flax), 1082 nucleotides long. RefSeq names its product sulfur E2 (gene SUFE2). NCBI's taxonomy places the organism in Eukaryota, Viridiplantae, Streptophyta, Magnoliopsida, Brassicales, Brassicaceae. The record is from RefSeq and is a predicted model, not a curated record.